AUGGCCAUCUCCUCAUCUACCAUCCUCCCUGCCUCUGCCAAGACCAAUGGAGCAGCGACCAGAGAGGGAUAUGAACACCUGAACCACUGCCCCAAAACCAUGGGCAGUAAAUGCUCUAAGACUGAACCUGAUAAUGACGAUCUAGAGAAAGAGAGGAAAAGGAAGUUGCUUCUUGCAAAACAACGUCAGAUAGCAAGGAUGAAGGCGGCUGGGAAGAUACAGGCCUGGUGGCGUGGAACCCUGGUGCGUAGGACCCUGCUGGCAGCUGCCCUCAGGGCCUGGAUGAUUCAGUGCUGGUGGAGAACAGUCCUGUGGAGGAAGUUGUAUAAGCGACGGCAGAACUCACUGAAGGUUUAUAUAAUCCAGGAGCAGGCAGCAGUCAAGCUCCAGUCCUGGGUUCGCAUGUGGCAGUGCCAUCAACGUUACUGCCAAGUGUGCAAUGCUGUAUGCAUACUACAAGCUCCAAAGAGCUGUUUCACCUUUCAGACCAGUGAUGUUUCACAGGCACAAUACGGGGGUGCUUUCAACCAGCCAGAGUUCCAUAUUGAAAUCCUAUCAAUCUAAGAGAAUACUAUAGGGUGGAGAACUGGCUCCACCACCCCAAUAAAUGUCUGACCAGGUUUUGUGUGUUUCAGUGACUCUCUCAGGAUGGGGACCCCAAAGGUUCAGGCC
Molecule: messenger RNA, 672 nt
Organism: Capra hircus (goat)
Lineage: Eukaryota; Metazoa; Chordata; Mammalia; Artiodactyla; Bovidae
Gene: IQCF3
Product: IQ motif containing F3
Exons: 3
Coding region: 1-564 (187 amino acids)
Molecular function (GO): calmodulin binding
Source: RefSeq, a predicted model, not a curated record